CAAAGCGGAGGGCGAGGCCCUGGCCUCGCGCACUUUCGAUUCUGCCUGCAGCCGUUUAAGUCCUGCUGCCGCCCAGGGGUGGGUGAAAACUCCCCCUGAAUGAUGGGUGAGACAUUCUCCCAUUUGGGCUCUCGGGAGGAGAACAGGUCGAUCCUGCCCCCCAGCCCGGCCACUGGCAGCAAUGCUGCCGACUACUUCAGCACCCGAAGCAGCAAAUCUUUCUGUUCCCGAGCACCUUGUGAAGGGGCUGCCCGUGCCAGCUUUGUGACUUGUCCCACCUGUCAGGGCAGCGGGGAGAUCCCGAAAGAGCUAGAGAAGCAGCUAGUGGCCCUCAUCCCCUAUGGGGACCAGAGGCUGAAGCCCAGGCGCACGAAGCUUUUCGUGUUCCUGGCUGUCCUCAUCUGCCUCGUGAUCUCCUCCCUUAUCGUCUUUUUCCUGUUUCCCCGGUCCAUCGUCGUGCAGCCCGCGGGACUCAACUCCUCCACGGUGGCCUUUGACGAGGCUGACAUCCAUCUCAACAUAACGAAUAUCUUAAACAUCUCCAAUAGCAACUACUACCCCAUCACGGUGACCCAGCUGACCAUCGAGGUUCUGCACCUGUCCCUCGUGGUGGGGCAGGUCACCAAUAGCCUCCUCCUCCACAUCGGUCCUUUGGCCAGUGAACAGAUGUUUUAUGCAGUGGCCAACAAAAUCUGGGAUGAAAACACAUACAAAAUCUGUUCCUGGAUGAAAAUCAAAGUCCACCACGUGCUUUUGCACAUCCAGGGCACCCUGACCUGUUCCUACCUGAGCCAUUCAGAGCAGCUAGUCUUCCAGAACUAUGAGUACGUGGACUGCCGGGGAAAUUCCUCAGUGCCCCACUUGCUGGUCCCUCAUCCGCCGUGACCUGCCUGCUGGUCCCACACUCCAGGCCCCUGCCAGCCUGGGCUGUAUCUCCCAGAACCCAAGGAAGGACUACAGUGACUUUGCCAAAGGAAAAGCUCUGCUUUAUUCUACCUCCCUCCACCACACACACACCCCCUCAACCACAGGAAGCUCUAUGUGGAAGUUAACUUUACACACACACACACACACACACACACACAUAUGCACAGAUGCACGUCACUCACGUCCUCUGACUUCCACCAGAAAAGUCUAGUUCUUCUAGGAGCCAGCCAGGCUUUCCCCUGUGUCUGUCUUGAGAAGAAUCUGACCUGAGACAGCCUUGAGCUGUCCAGAGUGGCAUUUGCUCUCUGUGCUGAGAACCUUGGUUGCCUCGCUCCUCUGGGGCUGGCCUUCCUCCUGCCUGAAGGGAGAAAUCUUUAAUUUUAUCUGGCUUUUAAAACAGGGAUCUUUUUCAGGUUCCCCACCCAGUGAUGGGAGGGUGACUUGAGGGAUGUCCGUGCGGUCUCCUUCCUUCUGGCUUUGGUCACGUGACAAAGGGGUGGGGCUGGUCGAUUUCUCUCCUGGGAACUUGUGCCCCGAUGGCAAGGUUGGCUAAGGGCCUGCAGCUCCCGGGCCUCCCAGGUUAAAGGCUGCCCCCCUUCCUAGGAAGACAGAGCUUUUCUCUGGCUAAAGCUUCUCGCCAGAAAAUUGUUUUAUUAUUCCCAUCACAGCAGGAGCAAACAUAGUAGGGGAGGAGAGGGAGGCAUCUGGCACCCCCUCCGUCUCUCC
Messenger RNA from Mustela erminea (ermine), 1653 nucleotides. It is a transcript of the gene TMEM106A, whose product is annotated as transmembrane protein 106A. The record is from RefSeq and is a predicted model, not a curated record. Lineage: Eukaryota; Metazoa; Chordata; Mammalia; Carnivora; Mustelidae. Bases 100 to 885 code for a protein of 261 amino acids. The transcript has 8 exons.